Pelobates fuscus (common spadefoot toad) is the source of this 2491-nucleotide messenger RNA. Its product is annotated as oocyte zinc finger protein XlCOF22-like. The transcript is spliced from 5 exons. The record is from RefSeq and is a predicted model, not a curated record. The coding region runs from base 131 to 1879 and encodes 582 amino acids. Lineage: Eukaryota; Metazoa; Chordata; Amphibia; Anura; Pelobatidae.
CUUAUCUUCUAGGGAGAGCAGAGGCUGCAGGCUAUAUAUUUUGCAUUUACAGAAUUGAUGUGGUCACUUUCAUCAACCUCUUCAACCAGGACCUGAGUCCAUUCUCAGAGCAUUGGAGUAAAUCGUGAUAAUGGACAAAGAUAGGAACUGGGUGGGUGAGAAAAUCUUGGAUAUAACACUCGAGAUCAUCUUUCUGCUGACUGGAGAGGCUCAUGUUGUUGUGAAGAAAUCUGAUGACAAUGUGUCACCUAGCAGCAACCCUUAUGUGUCAAAAGGAUCCUGCAGGACCCAGUGCACCAGCAUGGUGCCUACACCUCCCUCCUUGAUAUAUGAGAGAAACAAUGAUCAGAAGAUGCUGGAACUGACCAAUCAGAUCAUCAAGCUGCUGACUGGAGAGGAGUGGGAGUAUUUAGAAGGGUGCAGGGAUCUCUACAAAGGUAUGAAGAUGGAGAAUCGAAGGCCCCUCUGCUCACUUGAUAAAUUUGCAUGUAGUGGAUUGUACACUUCUUCUGUGGAUUCUUUGAAUAAUUCUGGAACAAAGGAUGACACUAUAAAUAAAACUAAUGAUGGAGUAAAAUGUCUGAAAAUCAAAAAAACAAGAAACAAAAAGUCUACAUCUGUAACAUAUAUUUCACAAGACUAUCCAUCACGUGAAGAUAGAGAUAACAUAGACACAGACAUUUCUACACCCAUAGAACAUCCACAGACAGAAUAUCCAUUUUCUCCUAUUUCGGAGGAACCAGCCUCAUGUAAAGAUGGAAAUUUCACAGACAUUUCUACGCCCACAGAACAUUCAUCUACUCCUAUUAAAGAGGAAUCUGGAUCAUGUGAAGAAGGAAAUCUCACAGACACUGACAUCUAUACAGAGACAGAAGAUAUAAGUACUGUUAUUAUUAAGGUUGAAUCACUCUCCUCUGAUGAAGGGGAUCUCAUGUACAUGAAUGAGUAUACACACACAGACCGUACUCAGACAGAAGAUAUAUGUAAUAUCAUUAUAAAGGAGGAAUCCAUGUCAUGUGAAGACGAUCUCACAGACAAUGAAAUGUAUACACCUACAGAACAAACACAAAGAGAAUAUCCAUCUAAUCAAAUGAAGAAGGAACAAACCAUAUGCAGAGGAGGAAAUGCUAAUCGAUAUACUCUUACUAAACACACACAGACAGAAAAUACAUUUGGCUGUAUGGGAGGCUAUAUCAAUUCUUCCAAAGGAGGAAAAAUCUUCUUUUCUGAGUCCGAACUUCUUAUACAUGAGAUGAAUUGCAGAAGAGAAAAACCAUUUUCAUGCUCUGAAUGUGGGAAACAUUUUAGUCAGGUGUCCAAUCUUGUUAAACACCAGAGAAUUCACACAGGGGAGAAACCAUAUAAAUGCAAUGAAUGUGGUAAAUGUUUUACAAUGGCUGCGAAGCUUGCAUCACAUGAGAGGAUUCACAGGGGAGAGAAACCAUUUAAAUGCACUGAGUGUGAUAAAUGUUACAACUUAAAACAUGAUCUUAUUAGGCAUCAGAGGAUUCACACAGGUGAUAAACCAUUUAAAUGUGAUGAAUGCGGGAAAUGUUACACUAGAUCCGAACAGCUUGUUUCGCAUAAACGGAUUCACACAGGAGAUAAACCAUUUAAAUGCACUGAAUGUGACAAAUGUUUUAACCUAAAGUGUAAUCUUAUCCGGCAUCAGAAGAUUCACACAGGAGAAAGGCCAUUUAAAUGCAAUGAAUGUGAUAAAUGUUACAAGAGAGCUGCAGACCUUGUUUCCCAUAAAUGGAUUCACACAGGAGAGAAACCAUUUAAAUGCAAUGAGUGUGGGAAAUCGUAUAUCUGGGCCACAGACCUUGCAUCACAUAAAAAGGUUCACACGGGAGAAAUUCCAUUCUCAUGCACUUAAUACUGAGAUGUUUUACAGAUAUCUGUUCUUUAAGCCGUUAUUGUGCAACAUGAAGGCAGACAAUACACUUUUAACAGAUUUUCGUUGGAAAGAAAAAAGAUUCAGCCUAAAAAUGAGCUACUAUAAAAGUGAAACUAUAAUACAUUGAUUGCAUAAUGGGAAUUACUUAGCACCUAACUGUGCCUCUCGGCUCUCCUCUAGUUCAUGACUUGCAAUAUGAACUCUUUUCACAUCAGCCUUUAAUUUGUUCUCCCCAAUGUACAAUCAGGGUUAUAUACUAAAAUGGCAAUUGUUGGGAAUUCAAAAUUAAUUUCAGAUUUUAUUCCAAAAUAGCUGAAUUGGGAAAUAAAGAACCUCCCAGCUAUGCUUCCAGUUGAGCUAUUUUGGUCUAAAACUUUCAAUUCACUUGGAAUUUUUGACAAUUCUAACUUUAGGGAGUAACUCUGUAUGUGUAUCCUGCGCUGAAUGUUUAACAUUUUGGUAAAGAGUUGCUUAAAAUCAAUUUUCAGAUUUCACCCAGGUGACAAACGAAUUGAUCUGGAAAGUAUAAAUUUGCCAAUAGGUAGGCACACUCAAAAUGCUGAUAAGGAACAGAAAAUAUCCAAACAGAAA